Pichia kudriavzevii is the source of this 618-nucleotide messenger RNA. RefSeq lists its product as uncharacterized. Gene Ontology annotation, biological process: protein import into mitochondrial matrix; protein stabilization; protein folding. Lineage: Eukaryota; Fungi; Ascomycota; Pichiomycetes; Pichiales; Pichiaceae. The transcript has a single exon. Gene Ontology annotation, molecular function: protein-folding chaperone binding; zinc ion binding. Bases 1 to 618 code for a protein of 205 amino acids. Gene Ontology annotation, cellular component: mitochondrion. The record is from RefSeq and is a predicted model, not a curated record.
AUGCUAAGAACUUCAUUGAGAAAGGGGAUAUAUAUCAACAGCAGGCUCGCCUUUGCAGCAGGAUUACAAGUACAAAGGCCAUUCUCAAGUUUUAGGGUUCUUCUUCAGGAUGAUUCCACUAAGAACACACAAACAAAUGACCUAAAAUCUGCUAACGGACAUACACAUACACAUCAGCAUCAACACUCCAAUGACAGUGUUUCAUACUCCGGUCAUUCACAUAGUGACCAGGCAGAACCAGGAGAUCGUCCCUUAAAAAUGGACAAACCGAUGCUCAUGUUUGCCUUCACAUGUAAGAAAUGUGAUACAAGAUCUUCACAUGUUGUGUCUAAACAGGCUUACCAGCAUGGAACUGUUCUUGUUCAAUGUCCUGGAUGUAAGGUGAGACAUUUGAUGGCCGACCAUCUUAAAAUUUUUUCCGACCAUCGUAUCACCCUUGAAGACAUUAUGAAGGCACAAGGUGAAAGUAUUACCACAGGAACCGAAGACCUUAUGUUCGAGGACAUUCCAGAGUCUCUAAAGAAUCUUCUUGGUCAUCAUGCCAAGGAUGCUCCACCUGAAUACAAAAAGACACCCGAUAAUGAUGAGCCUCAAAAACUUUCCCAUCCAAAGAAGUAA